This is a messenger RNA of Rotaria sp. Silwood2, 546 nucleotides long. NCBI's taxonomy places the organism in Eukaryota, Metazoa, Rotifera, Eurotatoria, Philodinida, Philodinidae. The record is from the annotation of a GenBank genome assembly.
AUGAUUUCUUUGACCACGACUGUGGCUACAAGUACUACAAUGACUUCAGAUACGACUUCCGUGUCAAGUACCCUUAAAAGUACAACUACAAGUACUAGGACAACUCCAAGUACAACUUCCAUGUUAAGCACUCUUACACGUACAAAUGCAAGUACUACGACAACUUCAAGAAUGACAACAACAAAAACAACAAAUAAAAUCCUGCCAACAAGUACCAUAGAAAAUAGAACAAUAAUAUCAAGUACAAUUCCAACAACAACCACUACAAAAAUGUUCAUGCCCAUUGAAACAUCAAUUGGUCUAAUAAGUGAAACUGUUGAACUGACUACAACAACUACUAGUAGUAUUCCUUAUAUAGCAGUACUCACAGAUGAUGUUUCAACCGCAACAUCUGUCAAUGUUUUAGUUGUUGUUUUAGCUACUGUUAUUCCAAUUAUCACAGCUGCAGCCAUUAUUUUAACUAUUGCGCUUAAAUAUAACAUUUGCAAGAAAAAAACCAAGGUACACAAUUUUGAAAUGAAGGAAAUGAAACAAGCACUCGUAUAA